Molecule: messenger RNA, 504 nt
Organism: Capsicum annuum
Lineage: Eukaryota; Viridiplantae; Streptophyta; Magnoliopsida; Solanales; Solanaceae
Product: putative F-box protein At3g47150
Exons: 1
Coding region: 1-504 (167 amino acids)
Molecular function (GO): protein binding
Source: RefSeq, a predicted model, not a curated record
AUGGGCACUAGCAUUGAUAAUGGUGUGCCAGUCCCUGAAGAUUUGACGCUGGAGAUUCUACAAAGGUUGCCUGUUAAGUCAUUGUUGCGGUUCAAAUGCAUAAGCAAGAAUUGGUACAAUCUUAUCAAUAGCCCUGUCUUUGUACGUAAACACUAUAAUUAUCACGGAAGCAACAAACGCCCCAAAAUACUAUUUCAUGACUUCGACGAAGAUGCAUCCAAUGAUACGAUUCGUAUGACCAUAAUUUCGGAGGAUGAUUCAGAAGGAGGAGGAGGAACCCCUUUAAUUGAAAAACCUCAUCAUCUUCGGGGUUUUGGUGUUGAUAUGUCAUUGGAUGGUCCUGUGGAUGGCGUGUUUUUGUUUAAUGGAACAAAGUCGAAAACUGAAUAUGACCCUUUUUUGGGACUGUGGAAUCCUGCAACCAGGGUGGUAACCACUCUCCCUCCAUUCCACUUCAAGCCUCAACCAGCACUUCUCCAAGAUAUUGGCGCAUACAUCUUGUAA